AUGGCAGACUCGGCGGCCGCAAUACUGCCCGUUGGAGCCGGCUAUGGCGUCGUCGUCGGCAUCGGGUUCUUCUUCGCCUUCCUGAUGAUGGGCAUCUCGUGGAUACAGAAUCGUUACACUCCCUACUCGACGAAGCAAUCGGAAGAGUUCAACACGGCCUCACGAUCUGUCAAGCCGGGCCUUAUAGCAUCGGGUAUCGUCUCGGCAUGGACGUGGGCUGCUACACUACUGCAAUCGAGCACGGUGGCGUAUACAUACGGUGUGGCAGGUCCUUUCUGGUAUGCAGCAGGCGCCACGGUCCAGAUCCUAUUAUUCUCUAUUCUGGCCUGUAAAGUCAAACAGAACGCGCCGCGAUGCCAUACAUACCUCGAGAUCAUCAACGCGCGAUAUGGACGCGAAGCCCACUUGGUCUUCAUGGUGUUUGCCUUCAUUACGAAUAUCCUAGUCGGCAGUCAAUUGCUGCUGGGAGGAAGUGCCGUGGUCACGGCAUUAACGGGCAUGAAUGUUUAUGCUGCUAUCUUCCUUAUUCCCGUCGGGGUCUGCGCGUAUGUGAUUCUCGGUGGACUUCGCGCGACAUUUCUCUGCGACUAUUCUCACACACUCAUACUCAUGAUUAUCAUCCUGUACUUCAUGUUCGACGCGUACGCCACCAACUCCUUAAUUGGAUCGCCCUCCGCAAUGUAUGAUCUGCUCCGGAAAGCUGCAGUCCAAAGACCCAUCGACGGCAACCAGGAUGGCUCGUACGUCACGCUGAAGUCGAAUCUGGGUCUCAUCUUCGGCGUCAUCCAGCUCUGCUCUGGCUCAGGGACGGUGUUCCUCGACCAAGCCUACUGGCAGCGAGCCAUCGCCUCACAGCCUUCGACCGCCGUCAAAGCGUACAUCCUCGGCGGGAUUGCGUGGUUCGCAAUUCCAUUCGGUUUCUCGACGACGCUGGGCCUGGCUGCAGCGGCACUGACAGAUAACCCUCACUUCCCGACGUAUCCCAAUGUUCCAAGCGCACGUGAGAUUUCGUCCGGCCUCGCGGCGCCUUACGCGGCGAUCGCACUGCUGGGGAAGAACGGCGCUGCUGCUCUGCUUGUCGUCUUGUUCAUGGCGGUCACGUCGUGCGCCUCUGCGGAACUCAUCGCGGUUUCGAGUCUUUUGACGUUCGAUGUGUACAAGGCUUAUAUUCAGCCCAAGGCUACCCCCGAGCAGCUGAUCUUCGUGUCGCACAUCAUGAUAUGUGUGUUUGGAGUGGUAAUGGCUGUUUUUGCCUGCAUCUGGAAUCUGGCGACCAUCGACCUGGGGUGGCUAUUUCUGGUCAUGGGUAUUCUUAUAGGCGGCGCAGUAUUCCCAACAGCAUUCGCCAUCGUCUGGAAGAAGCAGACUCGUGCGGGUGCUAUCUCCGGCUGUCUCACUGGCCUCGCAGCAGGCCUCAUAGCGUGGCUUACCACCGCAUACCAGUAUUACGGCGAAGUUACCGUCGCGUCGACCGGAACAGAAUAUGCUACGCUUGCAGGUUGCCUUGCCAGCAUCAUGACGGGGCUGAUCGUUACCGUCGCCGUCACCCUCAUCAAACCCGACGACUUUGACUGGGAGGUCACGCGUGCCAUAAACGCCGUACCAACAAUACAAGGCGUGGGCCAAGACUCUCCCGACUCACCGCGAAGUACCGCAGACGGAGAAAAGCCCAGCCAACCCGAACCUACCUCAAAAUCCUCCUCGUCGACACCACCAAAUGAGACCGAACCCGAGGCCGCAAUGCCUGUAUCGAAUCUGCAAGAAGAUUCGCCCUCAUCCUUGCGAAGCGCUUUCAAACUUGCAUGCAUAUCGUCGUUCCUGCUGACCUUCAUCAUGGACUUCUUGCUUCCGAUGCCCAUGUUCUUCAGCCACUACAUCUUCAGCAAAGGAUUCUUCACCGCGUGGGUAGUCAUUAGCUUCGCGUGGGUAUUUGUCAGCAGUGCUAUAAGUUGCUUUCUGCCGCUGUGGGAGACGCGAACAUUUUGGGGAGAGCUAUAUCGGAGUAUGAGGAAGGGUGAGACUGUGAAGUGA
Molecule: messenger RNA, 2031 nt
Organism: Didymosphaeria variabile
Lineage: Eukaryota; Fungi; Ascomycota; Dothideomycetes; Pleosporales; Didymosphaeriaceae
Exons: 4
Coding region: 1-2031 (676 amino acids)
Biological process (GO): urea transmembrane transport
Cellular component (GO): plasma membrane
Molecular function (GO): urea transmembrane transporter activity
Source: RefSeq, a predicted model, not a curated record